GGAGGGGGGAAGGGUUAAGGGGGCAGGUGCGUCAAUAACGAAAAAUAAUGCAAGCAAGAUUCAAGCUGGACACAUAUACGAACCCCCGCAGCAGACAGAUGGGUUGAGUAUUUCAAUAAAGAGUCUUGUAGGACAAGGGCAAAGACGAAUCAUAAAUCCUUUGCAACUGGAUGUGGUAAUCUCGGAAGUAAACAGUAUGCAAAUAUCGUAUUCAAGGCCAUCUGCUUUGUGAAUCACAGCAUUCCACCCCAAUGAAAAGCGGGAUCACACCGUGCAUGGCGUUAGACCUGGUAACAAAGACAAGGAGAGACUUCAUCUUCUGCUUAACAAGUUAAGACAUUGCCAAAAGAUGGAUGACCACAUAAAUACUCAGCCGCUUCUGCAGUGUGAAACUGAAAGUGAUUUUGACGACGAUGAUCUAGGAAUUUCUCCCCCAUCAUAUGAAGUUGAUGACCCAAUUGUCGUAACAAAAGACACAAAGCCAUUGUUCAAGCAAAGGGAUCCACAGGACAGAUAUAGUAUUGCAUACAUCAUAUUUUACUUUCUGGGAAUGACCACACUUCUACCAUGGAAUUUUUUCAUCACUGCUGAUGAUUAUUGGAUGUACAAAUUUCGUGAUGUUAACUCAUCUGUAACAGUCACUAUGCUUGGAAAUUCGUCAGACGUAAUCAGUCGUACUCCUCUUCAAAAGAGCUUCACAGCAUAUCUCAGCGUAGCUUCAAAUGUUCCAAGCACUAUAUUUUUGAUUUUGAACUCUGCUUUUGCCCACAAGAUUUCUAUUCACUCACGCAUGCUGGGGUCAUUUGUAGUUAUAUUGUGUUUAUUUGUCAUCACAACUGUUUUCGUCCAUGUCGACACUGACGCAUAUCAAUAUGAUUUUUUUUAUGUCACCAUGGCAAUAGUCAUUGUUCUGAACAUGGCAAGUGCUGUCCUGACUGGAGGAUUGUUUGGCAUGCUGGGAAAAUUUUCAACUGCAUACAUUUCUGCUGCAAGUAGUGGACAAUCCCUAGGAGGCGUUUUUGCAGCCCUUGCAGAAAUUCUCUCCCUAUGGCUGGGUGCUUCACCACAACUGAGCGCAUUUGUUUAUUUCAUGGUUGCAAAUGUUUUCCUUGUUUUAUCUAUUGUGUGUUAUUUGGUUCUCAUUCGAGCGGUUUUCUUCAAAUAUCACAUGGAGCCUAAACCUCAACUGUCAGUACAGUAUGAACCAGGGUGUUUACCCUCAGAGGAAAUAAAUCUUAAUUCCCUGUCUUACAAAAGAGUAUUGAGUAAGGUAUGGAUCUACGGUCUAGCAGUUUGGAUGGCUUUCCUUGUUUCUCUUUCAUUCUACCCAGCAAUAACUGUUCUUGUAGAAUCUAAGAACAAAGGGCAUGGGAAUAUAUGGAAUGACAAAUACUUUGUGCCAGUAGUUGCAUACUUGAUAUUUAGCAUAUUUGAUUAUCUUGGACGAGUAUUAGCUGGAUGGCUCCUUUUGCCAAAGCAGAAUGCUCGUGCGCUGCUUCUCAUGUCAGCUGCACGAGUAAUCUUUGUUCCUUUGCUGCUGUAUUGUAAUGCUCAACCAAGGCAACAUUUACCCGUCUUGAUUCAUGAAGAUGCAAUCUACAUCUUAAUUGUAGUCCUCUUUGGUUUCACAAAUGGUUAUCUAGUAAAUAUCACCAUGAUGAGUGCACCUAAGGCAUGUGAGCAUCAUGAACAAGAGAUGGCUGCAAUGAUCAUGUCAGCUUUUCUUGGUGUGGGUCUAUCAUGUGGGGCUCUACUUAGCAUGGCAAUUGUAUCUCUUAUAUGAGAAUUAAGACUGUCAUAGAAUUAUAUGGCUUGGUAUCUGGGUAUGUAAACAUAAUUAUCUAUGUUCUUGUCUAUCCAACCCAAAAGUUGGGCCCUAUUUUAUACCAGUUGUUUGCAGUAUUUUUUGUCCUUAACAUUUCUCCUCUACUUAUUGAAAGGUGGUUCUUAUAAUCAAGUUUCAUACACAUGUACUUGUACUGUUGGAUCUAGUUACCCAUUCUCUGAGGUGAAACUCUGUCUAUGAAUUUCUUGCUGACUGAUGUGUUCAGUUGUCUCAAGAUGCUUAGGGUUUCUCUUGUUGAUCUUUGAUUUUUAUGUUGCUUUAUUCAGAUAAUUUUGACUAAUCUGUUGGAGAUUCCUGUGUUAUACAAAAACAAAAGUGUGAAGAAUGCCUUUGAAUGUGCCAGAGGAACCUGUGAUCAUAUAUUAAUUAUGCUGAUGCUUUGUUAAAAAUGCCAUAUUGUAAUGUUUUUAUAAUGUAACUGAGCAGAUUUCUGUUAUAUGUUUUAUGCCUAUGACUGUAUGUAAUCGCUAGAGCUAUGUGUGACUCUCCAUACUAUUCAUUCCCCAAUACAACACAUUUGUAUUGGUAGUUAUCCAUGUUAUGCAAAGGGAAAUAUUUGCAUAUAAUUUGUGUGUAAUCUUAUUGUAAGUGUGAAUGUAUAUCCUGAUCUCAAUGAGAACAAGUUGGAUAUCAACUUAUUACGUACUAUUCAGUCCCAGUCCCUUUUAUCUCUGGCUUUUGGGAACAUGUUAUGAAAUGCAUGUAUCAUAAGUGUAUUGUGAUUUAAAUGUUAAGAUUUGUAAUCAAUUUUUAUGGGCUGGUCCUUGAUGAUUAAAGCAAUAACCAGCUUAAGAAUAA
Molecule: messenger RNA, 2644 nt
Organism: Frankliniella occidentalis (western flower thrips)
Lineage: Eukaryota; Metazoa; Arthropoda; Insecta; Thysanoptera; Thripidae
Gene: Ent1
Product: equilibrative nucleoside transporter 3
Exons: 13
Coding region: 350-1783 (477 amino acids)
Biological process (GO): nucleoside transmembrane transport
Cellular component (GO): plasma membrane
Molecular function (GO): nucleoside transmembrane transporter activity
Source: RefSeq, a predicted model, not a curated record